GCACAGCGCGCGCAGGCGCACUCACAGUCCGACUCCUCGCGUAGCUAACCCGUUAGCCGCUAGCUCGGGGGACUAAGUCAAACUCCUCCGAAUCCCUGUCCGAGCUCGACACGAGUGGGCUGUGCCGAGCGGCUCUUGUGGUUCCUACGCGCUUUCGGACUCUUCCCCGUAGCUCGAAUGGCUUUGGCGGCGGCGCUGAGAAGACUGGCUCCCGUCGCGUUAGGAGCGUUUCCGCGGCGAACGACGGCGGUCACGCUGGGCUGCGGCAGCAGGCUGGCGGGGACGAGGCGGCUCAGUGCGGGCACGCAGCCCCUGAGGUCAGACAACAAGGUGACGAUCCACUUCAUCAACAGAGACGGGGAGAAGGUCACAGUGAAGGGCUCGUCUGGAGACACGUUGCUAGAUGUGGUCAUUAAUGAAGACCUUGACUUCGAUGGCUUUGGAGCGUGUGAGGGGACGCUGGCGUGCUCCACGUGUCAUUUGAUCUUUGACGAGGAAGUUUACAAGAAGCUGGGACGAGUGACGGACGAGGAGAUGGACAUGCUAGACUUAGCCUAUGGCCUGACUGAGACGUCUCGUCUGGGCUGUCAGAUCUGUCUGACAAAGUCCCUGGACGGCAUGGUGGCCAGGGUCCCAGAGAGCGUGACCGACAUCAGACAGAGCAAAGACGAGACGGCCUAGUCAGGAAGUGGCAGCAGAGGUGUGAGAUUAUGCCCAGUCACAACUGGAGGUCCCGCGUGUGCACUGGGACAGUGGUGGGGUUGACUCUGGAACUUGGCUGCAUCUGGUCGGCUGCCGCUGCAUUACCUUGUUUUUGAUUUUAAAAAAAGAACUUACACCACAGGAGAGUUUCUAUAACCCUUAGAAAAGCUAGCUUGAUGAAUCAAAGUAUUUAUAAAAUCUAAACUCUGAGAAACGGACUAACCUUAUUGUAACAUUGCUUGUUCAGUUGAAUCCCUCCAUAAAUGUUACACUGCUAUUUGUCAUAUGAGGGGCACACGGUGGACCUGUAGUUCUUGCCAGUGCCUUCCACGAUCAAAGAAAGUGUCUUCUUUCAGUUUGUUUUCUACACCAGGAGUCAAUCUGGUCUUGAUGCAGCAGCUGAGGUUUCAAAUCAACCUUUCCUAGUUGGUAAAUCACAGCUUUUUGAAAUGUCACAUUUUAAGAGGCUAUUUGUGGUGCGGUUGCCGACAACAUGCUUUAUUUCAGGGUAGUGUAUUUACUGAGCUACUGUUUAUGUAAUCAACCAAACACUCAUAUGUGUGUAGAGUAUAAAAAUUAUGUAAUAAAGAUAAUCAGAUUUCUAAUGA
Molecule: messenger RNA, 1310 nt
Organism: Betta splendens (Siamese fighting fish)
Lineage: Eukaryota; Metazoa; Chordata; Actinopteri; Anabantiformes; Osphronemidae
Product: adrenodoxin-like
Exons: 4
Coding region: 178-681 (167 amino acids)
Biological process (GO): positive regulation of oxidoreductase activity; P450-containing electron transport chain
Cellular component (GO): mitochondrion
Molecular function (GO): 2 iron, 2 sulfur cluster binding
Source: RefSeq, a predicted model, not a curated record